AUGUCUCGAUCUGCUGCAAAGGAGAACGAGAAUAUUCGCAUCAACUGCGUGGCACCAUGCAGUGUCCGAACUCCCAUGAUGGAAGGCGAGGUAAUGGCCGAAGCAAAAGAAGCAGAAGUUGCGCAGCAGGUUCAAAAGCGUCCUACGAAACCACAUAAAAUUGCAAAUAUUAUUGCUUUUCUCCUCAGUGAUAAAGCCAGUUUCGUCACUGGAGCUGUUUACAACGUCGAUGGAGGUUGGAUUUGUUAG
This is a messenger RNA of Fusarium musae, 249 nucleotides long. RefSeq lists its product as uncharacterized. The coding region runs from base 1 to 249 and encodes 82 amino acids. NCBI's taxonomy places the organism in Eukaryota, Fungi, Ascomycota, Sordariomycetes, Hypocreales, Nectriaceae. The record is from RefSeq and is a predicted model, not a curated record. The transcript is spliced from 2 exons.